CGGUCAUCAGCUGUUGCUAUUAUGUGCCUGUCACGGUUAUAGCUUCAGUGCAUGUUUUUUGAUGAUUUCGAACGGAGAUUCCAAUUGUGUACGUUGUUACAUCUGUAAAUAAAACAAGAACAUGCCAAAGAAAAAGACCGGUCAACGUAAAAAAGCAGAGAAACAGAAGUUGCGCCAGAAAGAAAUACGGGCCGCUCGCGAACAUGUAGAUUUAGCUCAACAUCCCUGUAACGUUGCUAUGGAGUGCGACAAAUGUCAGAAAAAACAGAAGACACGUGCAUUUUGCUACUUCUGUCAAGCUGUACAGAGACUCCCAACAUGUGCCCACUGUGGGAAAGUCAAAUGCAUGUUAAAGUCCGGAGAUUGUGUUAUUAGACAUCCAGGUGUUUACAACACGGGAAUGGGAAUGGUGGGUGCUAUAUGUGACUUCUGUGAGGCAUGGGUAUGUCAUGGUCGAAAAUGUCUCACGUCCCAUGCGUGCACCUGCCCUCUCAUGGAUGCAGUGUGCUUGGAGUGCGAGAGAGGUGUAUGGGAGCACGGUGGCCGGGUUUUCCGGUGCUGUUUCUGCCAAGGAUUUUUGUGCGAAGAUGACCAGUUUGAGCAUCAGGCCUCGUGUCAAGUUCUGGAAUCGGAAACCUACAAGUGUCAAUCAUGUAACCGCAUUGGGCAAUACUCGUGUCUCCGCUGCAAAACGUGCUUCUGUGAGGAGCACGUGCGGCGGCGCGGCGUGCGGUCCGCUGACCGGCGAGCCGCCCCGCCCUGCCCCAAGUGCUCCUACCCUACCGCGCUCACGGCCGACCUCUCCAUGUCCACCCGUUCUCAUCGCUACGGAAGACAAGGCACCGCACCAGCGGACGACGACGACGGCGACUACUCCGGAUAUGGAGAUGACGGCGACUACGGUGCUGCUGAGGGAGGAGAUUAUUCGUACUGUUCCUCUGAGUCCGACGACGAGGACGAUGACGACGAUGAAGACGACGACGAAGAUUCUGAUGAUGAGGAGGAGACUGCCGCAGAUGAAAAGGGAAAAGGGAAGUCUACUUCCUGAAUGGACUUUAAUGUACCAAGUGCUUAGA
Molecule: messenger RNA, 1076 nt
Organism: Bombyx mandarina (wild silkworm)
Lineage: Eukaryota; Metazoa; Arthropoda; Insecta; Lepidoptera; Bombycidae
Gene: Noa36
Product: zinc finger protein 330 homolog Noa36
Cellular component (GO): nucleus
Molecular function (GO): zinc ion binding
Source: RefSeq, a predicted model, not a curated record